Messenger RNA from Theileria annulata, 2295 nucleotides. RefSeq lists its product as uncharacterized. Lineage: Eukaryota; Apicomplexa; Aconoidasida; Piroplasmida; Theileriidae. Bases 1 to 2295 code for a protein of 764 amino acids. Gene Ontology annotation, molecular function: 5'-flap endonuclease activity; 5'-3' exonuclease activity. The transcript has a single exon. The record is from RefSeq and is a predicted model, not a curated record.
AUGAGAGUUCGAAAUUUACAGACAUAUUUACGUGAACAGAAAUGUGUCCGAGUGGGCAAUUUGUCAAUUUGUAGAGGAAUGCGUCUAGGAAUUGACGCGGUAUAUUUUUUCAAAUCAUUAAAAUCAUUAAAUGAUCCAUUAAGUGAUGCAUAUGCCUCAUUGUCACCCUCGUUUAUACCAUGUUUGGAGGAACAAUUGAACUUGAUGAUGGCAUUGGAAUUACAGCCAUUAUUUGUAUUCCAAGGAAUGCAGCCGAAGUCACAUAUGUUAUUGUCAGCACAGAUGAUUGGAUUCACAAUGCAUGACGGCUGGGCAGCAUAUGUAAAAGGAGAAGAGUCAUUAGCAUUGAGCAAGUUCUCACAACAUAUAUACAAGGAGUAUUCAGAAGAUACUCUACAGUUGUUAAUGUCAUAUUUAAAAGGAAAAGGAUAUGAAAUAAUAAGAGCACCAUACCUGGCAAGUAGUCAGUUGGUAUAUUUUAUGCAAGAAGGUUUGAUUGAUGCAGUGAUUGGUCCACCAUCGACAUUACUAUUUGGUGUACCAAGAGUUAUCAUGGGAUUGGAUUUGGUGAAAAGUACAUUUGAGUGGGUGGAGUUAGAUGAAUUAUUAUCCACCUGGUCAAUAGAUAGAGAACAAUUUAUAGACUGCUGUCUAUUAGCAGGAACAGAACAUUGUCUAAGUUAUCCAUUGUUGACUCAGCCAUUUUCAUUUUCUAACGCCAUUGAAUAUAUUAAGCAAGCUCCUUUGAUUAAAUAUUUAUACCAACUACCGACUAGAGAUAGGAUAAAUGAAUAUAUUGAUGGAUACUGUAUUGCUAAAUCUUUAAUUACACAUCCACUGGUCAUGACACUUGGUGGUGAGGUGACGAACUUGUCUAAAUCCGACUCGUUACCAUCAGAUUAUCAUAAAAUCGUAGGAUCGAAAUUACCAAAGCCGUUAUAUUAUUUAUUAAGUGAAGGAUUAAUUUCUGUACAAUUACCAUUUGCAUUGGCGUUGGGUGAAUGGAUUGAUGAGCCGAAUCAAAAUGCCGAUUCACUCGAGUUUAGAGAUUUGUUGACAGAUUUACGUGAAUAUCAAUGUAGAGCAUUGGGAUUGCUAGUGAUGAAAUUGGAUGAUCAGUUUCGAACAAAACAGAUUAGAUAUCCAAGAUAUGUCUCAUUAAUGAAAACACAUGCCAUGAAACAAUCGGCUAAAUUAUUAAUACCAAAUACAUGUCAAAUUAAAAAUUGGUACAUUACUAAAGAAUUAUUAGAUUUAGAAAUGAAACGACAAAAUACACAAGAUAUUGGACUUGAAUUUUGUCUUAAUUGGCAUAAUUUCCAAGGUCUACAAUUAUUAUAUAAUGGUAUCAAUACUAAUGGUAUUAAUUCCGUUACGGUGCUUGCUCACACAGAUAUUACCAAUACUAAUACUAAUAAUAAUACUAAUACUAGUAGUAAUGGAGUUGUUAAUGAGGGAGUUGGUGGGGAAGGUGAUGCCGUUGGACCAAGCACCGUAACGGGAGACACCGUAACGGAUGACACCGUAACGGGAGAAGAUAUAAAAGUAAUGAAUGUAUUAUUGAAUUUUAUGUUAUUGGAGAAUUUGGGAUAUUUUACAAAUGAAUUGGGUUCGACAGCAUUUGGUCGUGUAUUAUCAAGUUCAGGUUUAGGAAUGACAGGAUUAUUAAUAUUAGAAUUGAUGAAGUUUGGAUUAUUUACAGGUGAACCAUUUGAAUCACCACCAGAUGUACCAUAUGCACCGGAAUUACAAUAUAAAUCGGAUGAUAAAAGAUUACAAAUGAUAAAUCUAAUUGGUAGAUUAGGUACAUUAACAAAUGUAACAUUAGAUACUAGAAUUUGGAUGGGUAAAAUUGAUUUCGAUAUUGCUUCAUUUAAUAUGGUGGUCAAAUUCCUUAAAAGAACCAUAAACUACUUGACUGAAUCAAGUCUAUCAUAUUUAUUAUUAAGUGAUAUUAAUAGAUUUGCACAUUUAAGAAAUGGUGUUUUCGAUCCAUUAAACCCACAGUUACCAUUAUUUUAUAGUAAACCUUCAUUUCUAGGAGUUGUUUUAAAAGUACUCUUGCUAGAAAAUUUGACAUUAGAAAGUUUAAAUAGGACAUUUCCCAACUGUAUUAAUUUAAAACAAGAUUUAACCGAUUUUACAAUCUUCUGGUCCAAAAUCUAUACCAUGUUACAUAAUCUGUCUUAUUUAAUACAGCUAGGUGAUGUUUUAGAAUGUUUUGAUGGAGCUACUUUAUUAUUAAAGAAUAAAUUCGAUAAAUUGGGAAUUGAUACUAAUAUUCUUAAAUUAUAA